Molecule: messenger RNA, 1210 nt
Organism: Myxocyprinus asiaticus (Chinese sucker)
Lineage: Eukaryota; Metazoa; Chordata; Actinopteri; Cypriniformes; Catostomidae
Product: transmembrane protein 150A-like
Exons: 8
Coding region: 392-1210 (272 amino acids)
Source: RefSeq, a predicted model, not a curated record
CGCAUUCAGUUCACACACGGCGGGAUACGGGAUAUCGCUGAUCAUCUGAACGGAGCCGACCGAGACUAGAAAUCGUGUGUUCAAUGCUCGAGAGCAAAGGAAAACGACUCAUAGACUCAACAGUCAGCUGGAUGUUUGAGGAGUAAUGAUAAACCUGUAGCGGUUUGAUAAGUCUGAUGUGAUCUGCCUCUGAACAGUCUACCGUCUGUUGAGGGAUUAACAAAGGUGGAAAGCGCGUCUACUGUUGUCCCCUGUCCAAGGGGGAAGAUAUGAUGCUUAAGUUUGGGGUCGUGCAAAGAGUAUAAAUGCACAUUGAUGAGCAAAAAGAGACAGGCUGGCGAAGGCGAAAGAAGUGGAUGUUUUGAGGGGUGCUGAAGAUCGUGUGCCGGAGAUGUCUCUGUGGAUGAUCUUACCCGUCAGCCUCCCAGCUCUCACCAUCACUGGAAUAUGGGUCGUGUAUGCUAUGGCCUUGUACAACCAGCAUGUCUGUCCUGUGGACAAUUGGAUGUAUAACCAGUCAUGUGAGAUGGAUCUGUCCUUGCAGAGGGGACCAACGCUAUGCUGUACUCUGGACAAUGUUCCCCUCAUAAGUAAAUGUGGCACACUUCCUCCAGAGAGCUGCUUCUUCAGUCUCAUCUGCAGUACCGGAUCUUUUAUGGUGAUGGUGAUUGUGUUGCUUCGUUAUGCCCAUGUGAUAGAGAAGCACCAAAACUGUGUGCUAAACACAGCUAGUCUCUCCACUGGCUGGAUCUGUGCUGCAGGACUCAUCAUGGUGGGCAACUUCCAGGUGGAUAAUGCCAAGGUUCUUCACUAUGUUGGUGCAGGGGUAGCCUUCCCCACAAGUAUGCUGUUUGUGUGUUUGCAGUCUGCGCUGACCUACCGCCUGGCCAAGACUCCGGGAGAAUAUAAUAUGGGUCACUUGCGCCUGUUUAUGACUCUGCUGGCCUUUGUAGCUCUGGUGCUUAGUGGGGUGUUUUUUGUCCAGGAGAGUUUUGUCCUGCAACACGCAUCCGCCAUUUUUGAGUGGGUCUUCUGUGUCAUUAUCAUGCUCUUCUACGGCACAUUUGCUUUUGAAUUCGCUGGGAUAUCCAGUGACACAAUGAUGGUGCUGGCCCGAGGGCAAUCUCUACAGACCACAAGCCGAGACCACAAAAUGGAGUCGCUUGGUGGAGCCAGUCAGCACCAGCCUGAGAGUCUGUCCAUAAUGUAA